AGGUUUGAGGAGAAUAAAGUAAGAGAGGACAAAGAAAUUGUAUGACAGCAGGAAGAGCCAGCCUGCUCCACCUGAUUUAAACCGUGGCGGGUUUGAAUCCGAUUUAGUCUAACAGCAGCAGCAGCAGCAGCAGGAUGGCCUCUAGGACUAUGGCAAACCUUCCCAGUGGGUUCGGAAUAUGUUCCACCCUCCCCGACAUCCUGUACCUCCCAGAACUGGUUUUUGGUGGUCUGGUGUGGAUCUUGGUGGCAUGCACACUGGUAGUGCCACACAAUCCUCAGGGCUGGGUCAUGUUUGUCUCUGUCUUCUGCUUUGUGAUGACUUUUAUCUGGAUGGUGGUGUUCGCCUGUGGGACACAUCAUAAUAAAGCCAGCUGGGCAGCAGCAGACCUUUUGUAUCAUGGCAUUGCUGCAUUCUUCUACCUCAGUGCUUCAGUGGCGUUGGCCAAAGUGACGCUGGAUCUGAGCGGAAAACAGGGCAACAGCACAACUACAGAACAACGCAACUACAAGUUGGACGUCUCUGCAGUGGUUUUCUCAUAUGUAGCCACUCUUCUCUACUUCGUCCACACAAUCCUGUCUGCCAUCCGAUGGAAAUCUUUCUAGUAGCUUGGUGAUGAAGACUGUCAAGUUACUGAUCUGGCGUUUCCCUCUGCUAAAUGAAAGACAAUCUGGAUCUCACUGUGCCUCACACUGCCUCAUGUCUACUGUUAACGUCCAGAAUACCAUAACACAGCAUCACUACUUACAGCCACAAGAUUAAAACCAGGGGCCACACAGCGUGUAGGAACUGGAUAUUUGUGAAUGUGCUGGGAUGCCAAGCACUGGAAUGCACUCCUUAUCCCAGAAAUAAUGGGGUCUGAGAUUAACACCUUAGAUUAGUUUCAGAUUUUAUUUGCCAUUUUGAAUAGUUCUCAUUUUGCAAACAUUUUUAAGUUGACAA
Neolamprologus brichardi is the source of this 942-nucleotide messenger RNA. Its product is annotated as myelin and lymphocyte protein-like. Gene Ontology annotation, cellular component: membrane. The record is from RefSeq and is a predicted model, not a curated record. Gene Ontology annotation, biological process: myelination. NCBI's taxonomy places the organism in Eukaryota, Metazoa, Chordata, Actinopteri, Cichliformes, Cichlidae. Gene Ontology annotation, molecular function: structural constituent of myelin sheath.